Drosophila willistoni is the source of this 721-nucleotide messenger RNA. RefSeq lists its product as uncharacterized. Lineage: Eukaryota; Metazoa; Arthropoda; Insecta; Diptera; Drosophilidae. The record is from RefSeq and is a predicted model, not a curated record. The transcript is spliced from 5 exons. Bases 104 to 619 code for a protein of 171 amino acids.
CUCGUAAUUAAAAGCCAUUAAAUGUUACGCAAAAUUAGCCAAAAAUUGAAUCGCUUUUUGGGCAUUUACUGGCUCCAGGGUGACAGCCAAUCCUGCAGUGCCAAUGAAUGAGGAUUGUGAAUUUAAUAAUGUGGACACCAUGCACGAUUUCUGCUGUGACUUACAUGACGAGAGUCGUCUGUUUACGGAAUGUCAAAUCAAUUGGCAUGAAAAGAUUCAUUAUACCAACGAUCAGGAAGAGCAACUCUAUAUGUUUUGUACCUCGGAAUGUACUUUCAAUAGCUCCGAUUUCCUAAGACCAAAUCGCCAAUCUUUAAAUCUUCGAGCUGUGCGAGAGCAUUUGGAAAGUGAACUGGCUGAUGAUGCGGAUGAGGCUCUUCUCUACCAGACAUAUAUCAAGUGCGAUAAACAUGCCAUCUCCUUGUUGCCUCGCCCAAGUGUUAAGCAAUUGGCCAAGCGCCUGACACGUUAUGGUUGUCAUCCGUAUCCGGGUUUGGUCAUGGAAUGUGUGUCCAAUGAAAUGAUACUGAAUUGCCCAGCUCAUCGUUUCCACGAGAGUCCCCAAUGCAAGACAAGCCGAGACUAUUUGCGGGAAUGUAUGCAUUAUGUGAAAUAUUAAUGGCUAGAGCGAAUAUAUAUAUAAAUUAUAUAUGAUUUAUUUCCUACAUACAUAUAUAUAAAAGUUAAUUAAACUACAAGUGCUUAACAAGAUCCCCUUCAA